Molecule: messenger RNA, 306 nt
Organism: Colletotrichum fioriniae
Lineage: Eukaryota; Fungi; Ascomycota; Sordariomycetes; Glomerellales; Glomerellaceae
Source: RefSeq, a predicted model, not a curated record
AUGAAGUUCACAACCAUUCUCGCAGCCAUCGCCACAAUCGCUCUCUCAGUCAAAGCAGCAGACCGCGUCCAAUGCGCCGGCACGAUCGACACGGCCCCCAACAAAGGCCGCUACGAGCCCUCCGGCUCCCUUACCGCCAACCUCACCCAGGUCGCCUGCAAGAGCGGCAGCAUCGACGGCGCGCUCAAGGGCAACCAAAAGUGCUGCAUCUCCAACGAUAAAGGCGCUUUCGGGGCGGCGUGUACCUCGGCCAAGUUCCCGCCCCAGUUCAAGAGCGGGUUCAAGGCUACGUUCCAACCUUGCUGA